Messenger RNA from Trachymyrmex cornetzi, 653 nucleotides. RefSeq names its product trafficking protein particle complex subunit 2-like protein. Gene Ontology annotation, biological process: respiratory electron transport chain; endoplasmic reticulum to Golgi vesicle-mediated transport. The transcript has 5 exons. The record is from RefSeq and is a predicted model, not a curated record. The annotation marks the transcript as partial. Lineage: Eukaryota; Metazoa; Arthropoda; Insecta; Hymenoptera; Formicidae.
ACAUUAAAAAACGCUUGCUUGUAUAUUAAACACACUUAUACUGAAGAAUUUUUAUCCAUUUCCAAUAGAAACAAUCGCAGAUGAUAAUGAUUAUCAUUUUGUCAAUUGACUUACAAGAUUCCACAAGACUCUGAGUUAGUUGUUAACUAGAUCAAGAUUUAUUAUGUGUCAUGUCACAACACAAUAAAGUUAUUCACUUAUACAAAACGUUGUUGUACAUGGGCCGAGAUUAUCCGAAGGGAUAUCAAUAUUUCAGAACCAAGCUAAAGAGAGCCUUUGAUAAAAACAGAACAGAGACCGACCCCGAAAAGAUAGAUAAAAUGAUAAAUCACGAAUCUGCUAAAAUGGUUGCUUGCGUAGCUGUUAUUGGUAAAGAUAAUUCUCCAAAAUUUAUCAAAAUAUAUCAAUGUACGGAUGAAGCUGCUGGAUUGCAAUUUCAUUACAAAGUACAUACGUCAAUUGAUAUUAUAGAGGAAAAGCUGAAUGUAGGGAGUAAAACGACAGUUGAUAUACGUGAUUUAUACUUAGGCUUGUUAUUUGCGACUGAAGAAUACAAAAUAUAUGGUUAUGCUACAAACACAAAGAUUAAAUUUGUCAUAGUGUUGCAAUCAUCUAAUGUAUCAUUGAGAGAUAACGAAAUAAAAAUGGUAAUA